Molecule: messenger RNA, 971 nt
Organism: Sorex fumeus (smoky shrew)
Lineage: Eukaryota; Metazoa; Chordata; Mammalia; Eulipotyphla; Soricidae
Gene: CABCOCO1
Product: ciliary associated calcium binding coiled-coil 1
Exons: 7
Coding region: 151-777 (208 amino acids)
Source: RefSeq, a predicted model, not a curated record
GGGCGACCCCCGUGGCGGCGGCCCCGGUGGGAGCCAUGUUCGAGACAGAGAACACUGGAAAAUUUUUUGAAUUUUAAAAAUGUUAAAAUCUGUUUCAAAGAAGCCAUUGUGUUAGAUUAUUAUGUAUCUGGAUUUUUGUGGAGUAAAGGAAUGGAAUUUACUAUAAUUCAAUAUUCAAGAUUUAUGACUCUAUUACAUAUGUUACUUCAUAACCUUAGCACACUUCAAAUGUCCUUAGAAGAUAACAUAAAGUGGGUUGGAGAAGUUAUGGCUGAAAUAGGACCAUCCCACCAACAAAAAGAUGAGGAAUGGAAUAUCUUUGAUGUAAAGCAAGCCAAUGCUAUUAUUGACUACUUAAAAAUCAGCUUAUUUCAACACUAUAAACUCUAUGAGUUUCUGUUCUACUCUACCAGGGACGAAAUUGUGAUAGGCACUGAGCAAGUAAUAGAGGUUGUCAAGUCUUCAGGUUUUCCUUACCCUGAUCCUUUAGAAGAAGGAAUUUCAUUUGAUAUUUAUUCAACUUUCAUAGAGCCACAACCAACACUGGAUAAAGAAAUUGAGAGUUUGGAUCAAAAACAACAACUUGCGCAAUCCCAGUUAGAAGCUGACACUUCAGAAAAAGAUCUUUUAGCUGAUUUCACGAUUGAAGAUAUAAAAUCACUGCUGGGUCAAGUCACAGAUGACAUUUUAAUCGACAUCAAGAAUGAGAUAAACGAAAAGCUGCAAAUACAGGAAGAGGCCUUUCAUGCACGAAUAGAAAAAUUGAAAAAGGCCUAAGGACUCAGUACCAGAACAGUGAUGACAAACUUCACAGAAACAAACAGAAUCAGCUACAAUAGUAAACAUCCUAUAGCAUCAUGUCUCCUUCAUUUAGUUGAGAGCAGAAAACAGAGCUCACUUUCUAUGAUCUUAAGUAAUUAGGAAUGUAUUUGUCCCUAUUUUGGUAUCUUCUAUUCCAUAAUAGCCUCUGA